Messenger RNA from Mesorhabditis spiculigera, 606 nucleotides. The record is from the annotation of a GenBank genome assembly. NCBI's taxonomy places the organism in Eukaryota, Metazoa, Nematoda, Chromadorea, Rhabditida, Rhabditidae.
AUGAUCCAUCGUUUGGGGGCGGGAUCGCCUAGGGGAUGCCAAGAAUGGAGCCCAUUCUUGUGUCGCUCCCCAUCGCCAGUCGUCCAGCACACGGGUUUCAUGGAUCAGUUGAGUGUGAAGCCGCUGCGAAGGACAAGAUCCGCCCGAUCAGCCUCACCAGCCGUCCACCGGUCCGUCCACAUCACGGCAGAUCAUGGAGUUCUGAUAAAAAAAACUUGGCAGCGCGUGCCGAAAAAUCAGUUUGGCGAAACGUUGAUCCAGGACUUGGCCAACCGGAUUGGAAGGGAAUCGUUUGGACCUGAUCCAACGUCCUACGAACGUCACGCACGACAUUUCGUCGACUUGAUCCAAUCGGCCGUCGACAAUUUGGCAGAUUUGGAAGAAGUGCUGAAGCCGUGGUUGACCGUUCUCGGAAGGGGACACGUUGGAUUUAGGAUAAAGUCAAAACACUGGGACUCGUUCGGCGAGUCCGUCCUCGCCACGGUGUCCAUCUACAUCGGCCCGGGAGGCAGCACAAGGAGACUGUUGGGGCCUGGAUGCUGCUUUCCUCCUUCUUGGCAGACCGUCUCAGCGCAGCUUGUCGUUCUACCAACCUGUCCCCGAUGG